GAGCCUGGUCUGUGCAGCCAUGCUGAUGUAUGAUUACCCUUCAAAGACAGACAUGGAGUCGUCGUUCUACACUUCUUUGGUGCAAACCCCAGAGCCGUACGGAGUGAUCUUCCCCCACCCCGGCACCUUCUACCCAGUCCCUAUGCAAGCCUUCGCCCAGCCUCACACCCCACAGACACAGCUGGAGCCCGUGGACUUGUCCGUCAGCAAGCGCUCCUCCUCCACCUCCUCCUCCCCGCCGUGCUCCUCCACGUCGUCCCCGACCUCCCCUCCCAGCUCCCCGUCGUCCCCGUACAGCUCGGCGAGCCGCGCCUCCCCCCGCUCCCCACUGCGCUCCUCGCCGUCCCACACCCUCCCGCCGCCGCCGCCCACCGCCUCCCUGCCUUUCCACUCCAACAUGGUGACUCCCCUGGUGGGCUCAGGCUCCGGGGUCAUGGUGUCACCGGUUAUGGUGCCCCUGCCCGUCUUCUACCCGCCUCCUCUUCACCUGCACCAGCCCAUAAUAGUGAGCCAGCAGGUCGCCGGUGACAACGACCAUCAUCCAAGCAGGGAGCGCAAGCCAGUUCUCCCUAUGAAGGCGGUGGAUGGACACAACCUGCACAAGCCCAUCAAGACCGAGGCUCAGCCUGAACUCUGUCAGGACCAGCUGAGCAGACAUGACAGCAAACCAGCAGCCAUCAGGAUACCGCCCGAGUACGAGUGCAACAACCCAUCAGUAAUAGUUCGUAUGAGCUCGAAGCAUCCCCUCCCCGCCGAAUCUCCCGACACUCUGAAAAAGCGAAGGAUUCACCGCUGCGACUUCUCAGGCUGCAACAAAGUGUACACCAAAAGCUCCCACCUCAAAGCACAUCGCAGAACACACACAGGGGAGAAACCCUACAAGUGCAUGUGGGAAGGCUGCACGUGGAAGUUCGCCCGUUCAGACGAGCUCACGAGACACUUCCGCAAGCACACGGGAGUCAAACCGUUCCAGUGUCCCGACUGCGAACGCAGCUUCUCCCGCUCCGAUCACCUGGCUUUGCACAAGAAACGCCACCUCCUGGUGUGAAUCCCUCCACCGGACAGCAUGGAUUUUAUGUAGGGGGUUAAUUGUUGGACUGAACCACUUGGACUUUAAUGGGGUUAAAAUAGCCAUUCUUAACAGGGAGUGGGGAACUUUUCCUCAGGGUGCACGUUUUAACCCUUUCACCUCAUUAGAGCGAAGAGUAAGAGCUGAUGUCAGCUCAUUUUGACCUUUCAAAAGACAUGUGGUUGCAGCAUCAGAACUCUGAUCAGCCGUGGAAGAUCCAAACACCUGUCCUUUCUUCUAACUUUUUUUUAAAGGGGGUGGCUGCAGCAUCUCAGCUGGCUUGAGAGCGGCGCCCUCCUCUGGCUGCAGAGCCAAACAACACCAAGCAAAGCAUGGCUCAAGCCUCACACAUCUCAUCAUCUACACACGCGUGUUAUUUGCUCGCUAGGCCAGUAAAAUGUGAAACCUUCCAGAAUGUAUCAUAUCACACACCCACUGUGCUUCGUGUCAAAUGUGCUUCAGCUUUUUGAAAUACCUUUUUUUUUUUCCAGGUUUUUGCUCAGCUACCUGUGACAUAAUGCUAAUCUUUCUUUUUUUUAAUGCGCCUACACUUUACAGCACCACACACCACAUCUGCCUCUUCAAGCUUACAUGAUGAAGUGAUGACAGGUAGCUCAUGCUUGCUUUCUUCCUACACAUGCAGUAUGGCUCAGACACAACAGAAAAGUGCACUUAAUAAAAGCAGCUCAUAGCCUUGGUCUUGUUUGUGCUUUUGCAUGGGAAAAAAAAGGAAACAAAGUGGGACUCAUUCAUUUUUAGAGUGAAGUGUUUAUCAAAGUUUUCAUUCAGAAAUGUGAAAGUAGCUUCCCAGGGGCAUUAUUUGUAUGAGUGAUAAGAUACCACUCACUUGGUUUAAGGGUAGAAGAAUUAUUAUGUCUUAUGUAUUAUUAACGAAUUUUAUAUAUCUAUUUUGGUUUUUGACAUGACACCGUGGUAGCCUUUUUUAUUUGUGGCACUUUUAUAAAUGAAAAAUGCAAAGUGCAUAGCAGGGAGUUGUUGCUCUUAAGCGAAUGGCAUUUCAGGAGCAAUUGUGCCGUUUACGAGCCCGCCUUGCAGAAGAUGUGCUUCGAAAUUGAAUUUUAUUAAUCCGCAGUGAUUGUAAUCAAAGCCACACAACAGCAGUUACACUGCUUCUAAAUGCCAUUGUGAUUUUAGAGCACAAUUUUUUUUUUUACACAUUUUGGAGAACAAAAUAUUUUAAAUAGCGUCUUUGUACAUCUCCAAUGUGCACUUUAUAUAUAAUAAAUGUAUAGAAAACAGUAUACUGUAUAUUAUUCCCAAAGCCAAAAUAUUUGAAAUCACUUUUUUGAUGGUCUGAUCAAUCAAACGCUUUGAGCAGGUGUCAUGGUUUGUCAUUUUCCAAUGCCUCAUAUAUUCAUAUGUACACAAAUAACUAUACCGAAUGUAGCAGCUCAACUGAUCUGUGUUUUGUUCAUUGAUACUCUUUACAGUUUUUGUCUGUUUUGUUUGUUUUUGCUUGUGUAUAUUUUUAUAUCUAUGCAGAUGCAAGUUGUUAUAUAAUUGAUUUUUCAAUGAAUGGGCAAUUAAAGGUUUUUGAUAUGCAUGAUUUUGAUACUCUAUAUACAUUUCUAUUAUUGUUGCGUCUUUAUUAAACCAUAUCUCUUUUUAAUCUAAGUGGUGGCAAUUCAAAGGGAACAUGUUAAACUGUGAACAUACAACUGUAUAGGUUUAUUUGCAAUUUUACAUUUUUUAAGAAAGAAUUUUAAUAUCACUCAAUAAACUUAUUGGUAACAUUUGCUAAAUGGA
Austrofundulus limnaeus is the source of this 2836-nucleotide messenger RNA. It is a transcript of the gene klf3, whose product is annotated as Kruppel like factor 3 (basic). The record is from RefSeq and is a predicted model, not a curated record. Gene Ontology annotation, molecular function: DNA-binding transcription factor activity, RNA polymerase II-specific; RNA polymerase II cis-regulatory region sequence-specific DNA binding. Gene Ontology annotation, biological process: regulation of transcription by RNA polymerase II. Lineage: Eukaryota; Metazoa; Chordata; Actinopteri; Cyprinodontiformes; Rivulidae.